Molecule: messenger RNA, 2174 nt
Organism: Mesocricetus auratus (golden hamster)
Lineage: Eukaryota; Metazoa; Chordata; Mammalia; Rodentia; Cricetidae
Gene: Kazald1
Product: Kazal type serine peptidase inhibitor domain 1
Exons: 5
Coding region: 890-1819 (309 amino acids)
Biological process (GO): regulation of signal transduction; regulation of cell growth
Cellular component (GO): extracellular region
Molecular function (GO): insulin-like growth factor binding
Source: RefSeq, a predicted model, not a curated record
GGGCAGGGGCGGAGCCCGCCUUUCUCAGGGUGGUGGGCGGGCCUCCGAGGAUGCUCUGCUCCCUGCCCCCAGCCCGAAGUGCCACCGUGGCGUUGGUGGCGGUCUCCAGACUGAACAUUUUUGGCCCCGAGGUCCUCACAUUUGCAACCUGUAAUCCGGACGCCGAGAGCCGCCCUACUGGGAGCCGCCCGCCGGCCUCUCUGCGGCCGCUAGCCAGUUCAGACCGCUAAUAACCAGGCUCCUCGCCGGUUCAAGCACCUGCAGUGGGAGGGAGGGGGCCAGAUGUGGGAUGGCAGAUGGAAACACUUAUAGACUCUUCCGUGGAGAGACUGGGUGGGCACAGCUGCACACUGCCCCGGAGGAAGCCGGCCUGCCCUGCAGAAGCGCCCACACAGCACCGUCAAACUUCUCAGCAACAGAAUCCCUUCUUCCCAUCACGCGUGCAGCCGUUUGCCGCUCUCAGGAACUAGAUCAGAUGAGACAGGACUUAGGGGUUCAGCCAACAGUUUGAGCUCGGUUUCCCCCACCCCUACUCUCCGUGUCUCGUUCUCAUGCCCUUGCUUUCCCGGCUCUGGUGUCUGGUCGUGGCUGCUGUGUGCAUUCACUGUGACUCUGGACUAGAGUAGAAGGAAAAGGCCCAGGGAGGGACCCUGGGCGACUGGAUAAAAUUAUCGGCCCCAGAACCUGCAAAGAAGGCGGGUGUUCGACGUCUAGGGGCGGGGAGAGGGGGCGGAGGAGCUUCUCUUUGAAUCUUAGUCUCCCGACAAAAGCAGGGGUGGCUAGCGGGUCUGCUUGGCCGUGCAUGCAACUCUUUUCGUUCCCCUGCCGGUUCUUUGGGAUUGGAAGUCACAGCUGUUACGAAAGGCACUAGGGUGCCACCUACGCUCUGAUGCCCCGAGUGCUCACAGGGCUUCCAGCUAACCAUGCUGCACCUACCUUGGCGCUGCCCCUGCUACUACUGUUCCUGCUGGUGCUGUGGACCCCGCUCCCCGUUAGCGCGAGGCGGUCCGCAGGCUCUGAUUACCUGCGGCGAGGCUGGCUGCGGCUACUAGCCGAGGGCGAGGGCUGUGCUCCCUGCCGGCCAGAAGAGUGCGCUGCGCCGCGGGGCUGCCUAGCUGGCCGGGUGCGCGAUGCGUGCGGCUGCUGCUGGGAAUGCGCCAACCUGGAGGGCCAGCUCUGCGAUCUGGACCCCAGUGCCAACUUCUACGGGCGCUGCGGCGAGCAGCUCGAGUGCCGGCUCGACGCGGGCGGUGACCUGAGCCGAGGAGAGGUGCCGGAGCCGCUGUGUGUCUGUCGUUCACAGCGCCCACUGUGUGGUUCCGACGGCCGUACCUACGCGCAGAUCUGUCGCCUGCAGGAGACCGCCCGCGCUCGGCCCCACGCUAACCUCACUGUGGUGCACGCAGGCCCCUGCGAAUCGGAGCCCCAGAUCGUGUCCCAGCCUCACAAUAUUUGGAAUGUGACGGGGCAGGAUGUGAUCUUUGGCUGUGAGGUGUUCGCCUAUCCCAUGGCCUCCAUCGAGUGGAGGAAAGACGGCUUGGACAUCCAGCUGCCAGGGGAUGACCCUCAUAUCUCUGUACAGUUUAGGGGUGGACCUCAGAAGUUUGAGGUGACUGGCUGGCUACAGAUUCAGGCUUUGCGUCCUAGUGAUGAGGGCACCUACAGCUGCCUUGCCCGCAACGCCCUGGGCCAAGUGCAAGCCUCUGCUACUCUGACAGUGCUCACACUAGACCAGCUGAACGCCACAGGAUUCUCCCAGCUGCAAUCAAUGAGUUUGGUUCCUGAGGAGGAGGCAGAAAGCGAAGAGGAUUACUACUAGGUCCAGAUCUCUGAUUGGCGGGUGUGGGUGGGUGGAUAGAGUAUCCACCCUGCUGUGGAGAAGAUGUACAGAGGCUGGAAAGGGCAGGCCAUAUGCUCCCAUGGACUGUUUGAUGCUCGGUUUUAUAGCCUCAGUUUCCCUUUCCUCAAAACCCAUCUCCCAGAAGCGUCCCACCUCACCGAGUUCCUAGGGCACUUACUAACCAUAGUCCUUUCUUCUGUGAGCCCAGUGGGGCUGACUUAGUUCCGUGUAGUGAGGGUGGGGCAGCCCCAUGUCUUGUACCGUUAUAAUGGACAAAACCCACCUAGCAUAUGACUAGAAACAGUGGGCACCAAUAAAAAUACAGACAAACUGA